AGCACCCAGCUGCCGCAGUUCCUAGCAGCUGCAGGCUACCGCCGCAUUGCGGUCACGCAGCCGCGCCGCAUCAGCGCUGUGUCACUGGCUCGGCGGGUGGCGCUGGAGGCUGGCGACACGCACGGGGCGGAGGUGGGGUACAAGGUGCGGUUCAGCAGCAGCGUUGCAGCCGACAGCCGCAUUGUGUUUUGCACGGAGGGCAUCUUGCUCCGGGAACUGGCGGGGGACCCCACCCUGUCGUCGUACGACGUUAUCGUUCUGGAUGAGGUCCACGAGCGCCACCUCACCACCGACUUCCUGCUGGCGCUGCUGCGCGCCCUGCUGCUGCAGCGCCCCGAGCUGCGACUGCUGCUCAUGAGCGCAACCAUCAACUGCGCGGCCUUCGCAGAGUACUUUGGAGGCUCGCCGGUGGUGCAGAUCCCCGGGCGGUUGUACCCCAUUCAGCUGGUCUACAUGCCGCCCGAGAUGACCCAGGGGUCGGCGGAGGGAGACGCCAGGAGGCG
This is a messenger RNA of Astrephomene gubernaculifera, 503 nucleotides long. The record is from the annotation of a GenBank genome assembly. Lineage: Eukaryota; Viridiplantae; Chlorophyta; Chlorophyceae; Chlamydomonadales; Astrephomenaceae.